UUACCCAGUUUAAAUGCUAAUCAAACCUUAUUUACUCCUAAUUAAAGAAAUAAACUUUCCUUUUUAAUUUUUCAUUUCUUUUUUUGUUUUAGCGUAUUUGGUUUUUUUGUUAUUUUUCCAACCACCAUAAAACGCGGUCCAAUUGUCCCCAAUAUAAUCCCUCACCUUCCUACUAGGGUUCCAUGCCUCAUUUCUUCCCGCAUCUCUCUCUUCUUCUCUCACUCUCUUUGUCUUUUUCUCUCUCACCCUUUUACUAAUUUUGAUUUGAUUUUGAUUCUUCAUUUCUUUCAUUUUUUUCAAUUUUAGGGUUUCAGUGCUUUUUUUCCCCCUUUCUUGUCAAAAUUCAAUUUUGAUUAUUGGGUUUGUGAAAUUCAACAUUUUGAAAUCUGGAUUUUGUAAUUCAAGGUAGAAAGUUUCAUAAUUUGUGUGAAUUUUUUUGUGAGAAUGCCAGCGACGGACUAUCAAGGUUCGUCUCCUUCAUCGUUAACAAAUUUUGGUCGUUCAAUUCUUAGUUUUCGUCGUGAACAGGUUCAUUCAAUGGAAGGGUCAACCUUAGAGAUUGAACUUGAUUAUUUUCAAACACAUGUUACUGAUCGUUUUCUUGAAUCAUCUUCUGUUAAUCAAGAUGAUUUGCUUUCACUCAAAUGGGUUGGGAAGCUUCUUGAUAGUUUUCUGAUUUGUCAAGAAGAAUUCAAAGCCAUUCUUCAUACUCAUAAGGCUCAGGUUUUGAAAUCUCCUUUGGAUCGAAUGGUUUCUGAUUAUUUUGAACGAAGUGUUAAGGCUUUGGAUGUUUGUAACGCGAUUCGUGAUGGUGUCGAACAGAUUCGAUUAUGGCAGAAGCUGUUGGAGAUUGUUCUUUAUGCAUUGGAUCAACAAAGGAGUCUUGGUGAAGGGCAAUUUCGGAGAGCGAAAAAAGCUUUAAUCGAUUUGUCGAUUAGUAUGCUUGAUGAUAAUAAGGAUUCUAGUGCUAUUGCACAUAGAAAUCGAUCGUUCGGUCGUAGCAAUGGUGGUAGAGACAAAGAUCAUAACCAUCAUCAUAGUCAUGGUGGUAAUAGUCAUACUAGCCAUGGUAAUAACAGCUAUCAACAUCGGUCUUUGGGGCAUUUUAGAUCGCUUUCGUGGAGUGUUUCUCGCAAUUGGUCUGCUGCUAGACAACUCCAAGCAAUUGGGAACAACAUUAAUCCUCCAAAAGCAAAUGAUCUUAUGGCGACUAAUGGUCUUGCAAUGUGUGUUUACAUCAUGAAUUCGAUCUUGUUGUUUGUCAUGUGGGCUCUUGUGGCUGCAAUUCCAUGCCAAGACCGCGGAUUGCAGGUGCAUUACUCCAUUCCAAGGAGUUACACUUGGUCUAUUCCAUUUCUCUCGCUUCACGAGAGGAUCAUGGAAGAGUCCAAGAAGCGCGACAGGAAGAAUGCUUGUGGCUUGCUUAGAGAAAUUCAACAGAUUGAGAAAUGUGUUAGAGUCAUGAGUGAAUUGGCUGAUUCGGUCCACUUUCCAUUAUCCGAGGAGAAGGAAGGGGAAGUUAGACAAAGAGUUCAAGAGGUUUCACAUGUUUGUGAUGCUUUGAAAGAUGGACUCGAUCCUUUGGAGCGCCAAGUGAGGGAAGUUUUCCAUAGAAUUGUUCGUAGCCGAACCGAAGGGCUUGACUCUCUUGGUAGGCCAAACAAUGCUUCUGAAUAACUUAUGAUGAAAUUUAGAAUUUGUGAUAACAUUAUAGUUUGAUUUUGCUUUCAUAGAAAUAGAAAAUUACAAAAGGAGCAAGGGAUUGUAUAGGGAGAUUGUUGAUUUGAAUUAAAGUUUAUUCCAAGAAUUAAGUGGUAAGGGGAAGGAUUCUUGUAAAAAACCAUGUGAAAUACUGUUUGGUUUUUUCCCCUCUUGUUUUUGUCUUGUGAUGUUGCUUUGUAUAAUCAAUCUUCUCUUUAACUUGCAAUAUCCUCAUUGUAGCUGAUUUUGUUUAUGAAUAUCUAUUAAAUUAAUCUCCUUUUUGUUCAUAUA
Messenger RNA from Trifolium pratense (red clover), 1992 nucleotides. RefSeq names its product protein ROH1-like. NCBI's taxonomy places the organism in Eukaryota, Viridiplantae, Streptophyta, Magnoliopsida, Fabales, Fabaceae. The transcript has a single exon. The coding region runs from base 445 to 1677 and encodes 410 amino acids. The record is from RefSeq and is a predicted model, not a curated record.